Messenger RNA from Cynara cardunculus var. scolymus (artichoke), 1275 nucleotides. RefSeq lists its product as uncharacterized. The record is from RefSeq and is a predicted model, not a curated record. The transcript has 4 exons. Gene Ontology annotation, molecular function: nucleic acid binding; zinc ion binding; aspartic-type endopeptidase activity. NCBI's taxonomy places the organism in Eukaryota, Viridiplantae, Streptophyta, Magnoliopsida, Asterales, Asteraceae. The coding region runs from base 1 to 1275 and encodes 424 amino acids. Gene Ontology annotation, biological process: proteolysis.
AUGGAGUUAUGGAAUCACGAAAUGAAAGGAGAAGAUAUAGCUGCCUAUACAGCUCGAUUUCAUGAGUUGGCAAAUCUAGUGCCACACCUAGUGACGCCAGAGGAAGUCCGCGUUGAAAGGUAUAUUURGGGAUUAUCCCCAGAGAUUAGAGGAAACAUUACCUCGGYAAAUCCAAAGACUCUUCAAGAAGCCAUUGAUAUUGCCACCAAACUCACGAAUAACGCKGUUCGUUCAGGAGAAUUCGCCAAAGGGAAAARAAARGUGGASGGGUAUGGAAAUCRWAGACUUGRGGGAAAAUAUGACAGGAGUAAGAGAACGGUAGGAAACUUCGGGGCACAGACUCAGACGGUGAAUCAAAGAGACAAAGCCAAGUGYAAUAGAUGUAAAUACCCGCACUSGGGAAACUGCAUCAUUUGUCAAAGGUGCCAUCUCGGGGGUCAUACWGCUAAGGAUUGUCGGAAGCGAUUGUGCUUCGAUUGUGGAAGUCCAGAUCAUAUSAGGAACGUUUGUCCGAAAAGGAAACAAGGACCCAAUGCAGGCCAAGCUCGAWCRAUCAGUCAAGGAARCCCAGAGAGUCAGACACGGGGCAGAGCRUUUGAAAUYGGGGCCAGAGAAGCUAGAAAUGAUCCCAAUGUAGUCWCAGGUACGUUYCUUUUGAAUAAUGAAUUCGCGUCAGUUCUAUUUGAUUCAGGAGCGGAUAGAAGUUUUGUAUCCCUGGACUUUAAGCAGAAGAUUAACCUAAAAUACCAGAGGCUGAAAGAAGCCUAUGUAGUUGAGUUUGCCAAUGGCCAAGAAUUUAAGGCUAGAAAUAUAAUCAAGGAUUGUAGAAUAAGUUUAGCCAAUAAGAAUUUUAGCAUAGACCUUAUUCCUAUCGAGUUAGGAAGCUUCGACAUAGUUUACUUGAGGAAGGAGUAUGUCGCAUUCCUGGCGCAUGUUGUUGAUAGGAAGGGCAAGGAAGAAGAUAUCGGCGAGGUCCCUGUAGUUCGGGAGUUUUUCGACGUAUUUCCCAAGGAUUUACCAGGGUUACCCCCGCAAAGACAAGUCGAAUUCGGUAUCGACUUGAUCCCUGGGGCUGCCCCAGUGGCAAAGGCACCAUAUCAUUUGGCACCUGCGGAGAUGCAGGAAAUGUCAAAACAACUCCAAGAGUUUGGAUCGACUUACGAAAUCCGUGCACUUUUUGCCUAUUCGAGAAGAUUUCAGUACGGAAAGGCUGGCACAACUAUAGAGACAGCCGCUUUACUUCCAGGUUAUGGCAAUCGGUUCAAAGGGCACUAG